Molecule: messenger RNA, 6425 nt
Organism: Pipra filicauda (Wire-tailed manakin)
Lineage: Eukaryota; Metazoa; Chordata; Aves; Passeriformes; Pipridae
Gene: SYT9
Product: synaptotagmin 9
Exons: 7
Coding region: 101-1660 (519 amino acids)
Biological process (GO): regulation of dopamine secretion; regulation of calcium ion-dependent exocytosis; calcium-ion regulated exocytosis
Cellular component (GO): membrane; dense core granule
Molecular function (GO): SNARE binding; clathrin binding; calcium ion binding
Source: RefSeq, a predicted model, not a curated record
GCGGGCGGCGGCCCGGCGGCUGCAGGCGGGCGGCGGGCAGCGGCGCGGCGCCUGACCGCAGGGCUCCGCUCCGCUGCGCUCCCGAGGAUGCUGCGGGGCGAUGCCCGGCGACAGGGAGGACGAGAUCUGCCAGAAAGCGCUGCAGCUGCUGGCCGAGCUGUGCUCCGUCGGGGCGGUGGAGAACGAGAACUGCCGCGAUUUCAUCUACUACCUGCGGGACAGAGCCCGGCCCCGCCUCAGCGACUCAGAUAUCUCAAUAAGCUUGCUCUCCUUAGUUGUCACAGCCUGUGGUCUUGCUCUGUUUGGUGUCUCUCUGUUCGUCUCCUGGAAGCUGUGUUGGAUCCCUUGGCGAGAGCGUGGUCUGCCAUUUGGGAACAAAGACAACAAGCAGGAAUCGCUGAACUACACAGACACAGAGACCAAUGACCGUGACUACAGUGAGGAUUAUCUGGGUCAGCCUACAGCCUAUCCAGAGUCCUCCAUGAAGAUCAGCCACACCUCCCCUGAUAUUCCGUUAGACACCCAGGCGGGAACGAAGGAGAACUGCGUCCACAAUGCGCGAAUGCAUCGGCAGAUCACUGAACCAACCUCUUCUGCUCGGCACAAUUCGAUCCGAAGACAGCUCAACCUCUCCAACCCAGACUUCAACAUCCAGCAGGUUCAGAAACAAGAGCAGCUGACGGGGAUCGGCCGCAUUAAGCCAGAGCUGUACAAGCAAAGAUCAGUGGACACGGACGAUGGCCGCAGGAGUAACAGCAAGGCGUGUGGAAAACUGAACUUUAUUCUCAAAUAUGAUUGUGAUUUAGAGCAGCUGAUAGUGAAGAUUCACAAGGCCAUCAACCUGCCAGCAAAGGACUUCUCUGGAACUUCAGAUCCGUACGUGAAGAUAUAUCUGCUUCCUGACAGGAAAACAAAACACCAGACUAAAGUGCACAGAAAGACCCUAAAUCCAGUAUUUGAUGAAGUUUUUUUAUUUACUGUUCCAUACAAUGAUCUGAACACAAGGAAACUCCAUUUCUCUGUAUAUGACUUUGACAGAUUCUCCAGGCAUGACUUGAUUGGCCAAGUGGUAGUGGAUAAUUUUUUAGAUUUGGCAGAUUUUCCCAGGGAAUGUAAUAUUUGGAAGGAUAUUGAAUAUGUCACCAAUGAUAACGUGGAUCUUGGUGACCUUAUGUUUUCCCUCUGCUACCUUCCAACAGCUGGUAGACUAACUAUUACAAUAAUAAAGGCAAGAAAUUUAAAAGCAAUGGAUAUCACAGGAGCAUCAGAUCCCUAUGUGAAGGUUUCUUUAAUGUGUGAAGGAAGGCGACUAAAGAAAAGAAAAACUUCCACCAAGAGGAAUACCCUUAAUCCCGUUUACAAUGAAGCCAUAGUCUUUGACGUCCCUCCAGAAAACAUUGACCAAAUUAACUUGUCGAUAGCUGUUAUGGAUUAUGACCGUGUAGGUCACAAUGAGGUCAUUGGAGUGUGUCAAGUAGGCAACGAUGCAGAAAGUCUAGGUCGUGACCACUGGAACGAAAUGCUCUCAUAUCCUCGGAAACCCAUUGCUCACUGGCAUCCUCUUGUAGAGGAAUCAAGUGGGGGAGGGUGUCCAGCGCAUCCAGGCUGUGCAGAGAAAUAUAUACACAGCAUAUCAUUUUGGUUCCUGAAUCAGGAUUAGACUCAGCGAGAGCUUCUGGAACCUCUGUGGCCACAGCCAUAGGACCCUGAAUAUUUGCUGAAUAGGACCCUCAGUCUUCUACUGUGUGAAGAGCUAUUGGUUUCAAGUAGCGUAAUGUUAUCCACUUGUAGCAUUAAUUCUCCAGCUGACACUAUUGCUACUGAUAGAUUAUUUGUAUGGUCGUAAGCAUUACCCAAAUUCAAGUCAUCAUUUCUGUUCAUUAGAAUAACCCAGGUUUUACAAGCAAAAUGGUAGCAAUGGAAACCAACAAGUAUGGGAAGCAGCAACAAACGUAGUCCUUGUAUUUGCAAAAAAGGUGCAGUAUUGUGAAUGGAUAGCUUUCUAAAUAAUUUUUUUCAAGUAUGGUUGUCAUCAGACAUUUAUUUGUUGAUGGCAAGUUGCGUCCUCAGUCUCAGUUGGUGCCUCCUUUCACCUACAUGAAAACAAAUUAAUAUGGUUGCUUGAAGAAAUCCUUCAAAUCUGAAAAACUGUAAAAAAAGUUCUGUUGGGUGCGAACAAGAUGCAUAUGGUAUUUGUAAUGACAGUAUGUUCUUUCAGAAAGAAGAUAACCAUCUGUAUAACAUGGAGGUUGUUAGUCCUCAACCUUUGUAGAUGAUAUUCCAGUCAAUGUUUCUUAGCUGUGUCCACAACACUGCAAAAUGUUGGAAGCAUGUCACAGGCAGCAAUGCUUGAUCAUACAAACAAGCACACACACGUGUGCCUGGGCACAAACACACCCUGUGUCAUUUUAAAAUGCUGUUCCAAAUAUAUAGUGCCUGUGAAGACUUCCUUUACUAUUUGUGGUAGAAUUAGCAGGGCUAUUUUACAUGAUGGUAUAUUGUAAAUUCUGACAAAUUCUGACCAUUAAAAGAAAGUAAAUCAAAGCGCUGGACUCUUUCACGCAAUAAAAUCUAUGCCCCAAACCAAGAGACCCUGAGAUAAUUUUUUGCCACUUAUUUAGCCAUGUAUGGAGUUCUCUCUUCCUCCAAAUUUUUCUAGAGAGAAUUUGAUUCAAGUUUUUACAUAAGAUUUUCUGUUUAAAAAAUGCAAAUGCAAAGUAUGGGUAUUUUAUAAGGUACAGUUGUCUGCUAUUUACUUACAGAUAGGGAGCCCUGGUCUUUAAAUAUAGUUCAGAUAAGCUUAUGUGCACACACAUUGCUUCAUGUCUUGUAUGUGUUGAAUGGUCACCAAGUGUUUUGGAUUUGCAGCUUUGCUGACACAGAUAUGCAUGCAUGGAUUGAAGAAAUAUUUAAAAUUCUUACCCCAAAUCUGAAAAAUUAGUUUUAUAACCUAUCAAUGGGGAUCUUUCAGAAAAUAAGGAUUGCUAGUGGGUAAAGCACAGCUUGGCACUUGCAGGAAAUCUUGGAUCUGUUAUGUGUGCUGCAGCUAUAAAGCAGAAGCCCUGUAAGUACAGUGGUUUUCAAAAAUCUCGUGCCAUGCUUUGAAUACCGUAGGCAAGGGUGCUUCUGGCAAACUGAACACUUCAAGACCUGCCCAAGCACAGUUUCAGAUGACAAUUAGGUAUUUAAAAAAAAAAAAAGAAAAACAGACAUGAAGUUGCCACAGCAAAAUUAUUUCACUGCUCUUUCAGCUGAAGCUUUGUAUCAGCAGACCAGUGGUACGAUCCAUUGUGCGUAUCUGCUCCUGCAUGAUCCUCACCUCAGGCAAAGUCCUGCACUCUUUACCCAGGCUCAUGUCCCAGGAGUCAAUAUGGGGAGCUGGGCAUGAGCAAAGGAGGAAGAGCUCUUGCUUUGGGGUGGAGUUCUUUGAUUUCCUGGACAAAUCUUUAUACACGCACCCCUGCCUGGAACGCAGAGCUGGCAGCUUUGCCACUGCAACAUUAGCAAAAGAGAGUUCUGUGAAAACACCCACACAGUAGUGCAGGAGACUUUCUAGGAUUUGUCCCUAGCAAUUCAGAGGGGCAUCAAACAAAAAGUAGUAUCAUUAUAGUUGCCAGUGGGUUGGGGUUCUUUUAUUUUAUUACCAUACUCAGUUUAUUUAAUGCUCAAGGGUCUGGCAUCAAAAGAAUUAUUUUGAAUGCAGUUCUACCAAAAAACAAGAAAGAAAUCUCUGUGACAGUGAGCAUUUUAAGUGGAAUCCAGCAUACCUCAAAGGCUUAGGGAUGAGGAAAACCCCCUGAAUUUAUUAUAUUCUCCUAAUUUUUGCUGUCUCAUGACUUGCAAAGUGUUACUCAGGCUGUGGCAUUACUAUGUGCUUUUUACAAAUAUCUGCCUUAUCAUAGUAGUGCAUCUAUGGAAUGAUAGCUAUUUUCUAUAUUUGGAUACUUCACUCUUCACCCUUAUACUCCACUUAACCAAUGAUAUUCCCUAGACCUGAAAUAUUUUCAUGUUAUGGUUCUGGUCUGCCAGUAGACUGCUGCUGUCUUUGGACUGUAUUACAAUAAUACAACAGCCACUGGAAGAAAUAGAGGAUAGUUACACUGGAAACUCAGAGGAAACUAUGGUCCCUAUACUGUUCAGUCUUUCUUUUCUGAACUCUGAUUCUCAGAGGUAAAUUAGUAGUAGACUCACAAGAAUUAUUUCAAAGCUAAAACCCUCAUUUGUUUCCUUAUUUGUUGUGAAUGCAUAAUUAGGCUGUAUGAAAUGUAUCUUAACCCUGAAGCAGAAGAGGAGAUCCCUUAGAAGUGCAUCUCAGUAGGAUUUUAAUCCCAUUUCACUCAUUUUAACAACGUGCUAUUAAAUUUUAGUUUUUAACUUCUAGUUUUCCAUAACAAGCCACCAUGUCAGAUGUUGUUUUAUGAAAAAGCAGCGAGUGGCAAUGGAAAAGCCUUCCAAGUUACUGACACUGAGGCCAAGUACAAUGGACAGUUGUGUGAUAUUCCCAUGAAAAGACUCUCCCAGCACAACUCUUCUGCAGUUGAGUGCUGAAACAUUUCUUUGUGUGUUUCCACUGGAAUCACAAGACAUUAAAAGCAUUCCUGCUCUCUUUAGUUUCACUUUUCCCUGUCAGUAAUCUUGGCAGCGGUGGGGAGUACCAGAACAGAAAGACAACAUGUAGUAUAAAAGACCCAAUGCUCAAGCUGUUCUUACCAGCCAUUGCACACCUCAGCUUUCUAUGCCAGCAGAUCCACAAAACACCAAAGCAGUACAUUUGAGAAACUUGUUUCUUAGAAGUCCAGUUUUACUAGUGGUAGUGGAAAACUCCUGGUUCAGUCCAAAAUGAAACAGCAAAGGGCAAUGCAAAAGCAUGAAAAAGAAGAGGUUAUUUUAGUCCACCCUUUUUGGUUUGAGAGGGUGGUUGUUAGGGGGUUUUUGCUUGUUUUUGUUCUUUGGUUUGGCUUGGUUUCCUUUAUAUGUUUUUAAACAAGUAAACAUGAUAUGUAGCUAUAUUAUCAUGAGCACCCGAAGUCAGCGACAUAAAGAGACAUGUUUACAUGCUUAUCACCUGGCAAUGUUCGAGCACGGUGGGGAAAUAUCUGCAAUCAAAAAAAAAAGUUGCUGCAAACUCCCUUUCAGUUUAAAAGUAGCAAACGGUAAAUGGGGACUGGAAAAUUUAGUUGAAAAGUCUGGUUUACCCAGGUAGAAAUCGAUCUGAAAUUACUGUUGAUGCAUUUUGUUUGAACAGAAGUAAAAAAAAUUAGAUCAGGUGACUCCAUCUGAAGUGUCAUCAAUUAAAUGCUUUUUUCCCUUUAGAACAGUGCAUUGUAAUGUGAUUACAUCUCAGUAUCAAGUGAGAAAACAAUGGCUUUCUUAUCUAGAAGAAAAAAACCAUGUAGAGAAAGUAAUCCACAAUACUGUAGAACUUAAUAGAAGCCCCUGUGCUGGGACAGACUUUGCAACAGCCUCACCUUGGAUCUUGUUGCAGUUAAUGGCAAGCCUCUCUUGCAGCCAUAAUUCUGUCCUGAAGUGACAACCUUGCAGUAGGUGAACCCAGCUGUGCGAGGUGUGAGUUGUAUUUUCGUGGCACUGCACAUUCAAGGCUGAGUGGUUCCAAGAGUCAUGUUUAGAGCUUAAUUUCUAAUAGAGUGGGUUGGGCAAGGAACUACAGCUGGAAGUUCUCCAGGGUCCUCCAGUUCUCUGAGAGGACCUCCAUCUCCUUGAAGGUCCAUAAGGCGCACUAAUCCAGACGGCAGUGGAGGGCACCACCCAGGAAAGGUUUCGUCUGCGCGCCGAAGGCAGCACACGUGGCACAGAGGGGAAGAUGACCUGAGGACUUGUAAGCAUCUGGGCUGUUCAUUUGUUCCUUUGUUUUGUCUGGGGUUUUUAGUUCCUCCUUCUUUUGCUCAGACGUAGACAUUGUAAAACUGGAAUGUUUGACUCAGUUGCAUGCUGGCCAGCUGUCAUUUUUAAUACCCAUUGCAAAGGUGCGUGAAGAGAGGUGUGUUGUUUUGGUAUACUUUUGGUUUUAAUAACACAUGAACAUUGUACUAUACUUUAUUAUUUCCUGUUCAAUAAAUAGUCCUGGUAUCUCUGUGUUUCAUGUCUAAUUUUGGAGAGUAGAGCCAUACCUGUAUCAAGGCUCUCUCAAUUAGGUGGGCAUUUUGUUUGUUUAGUAGAAAUAAUGCAUGAUUCCUUUUGCAGUGAUGGUUUGAGGGACAAAAAAAAAAAUCUUAAUUUUGUAAUACGUAUUACAAUCUUCUAAACACAAGUAAAAAUGUACUGUGAUUUAUUUAUAUAAAUCUAGUCUGAACAAAUAAGUUUUGAUCUUAAUAAAAACUCUGUAAGAAAUUGUGCAAUUGUAAUUUAUUACUAUUUUGUAUUUAAUAUAUUAAAGUUCAGUUCAUUAUUGAGAAAACCAACUGGAA